This is a messenger RNA of Mobula hypostoma (lesser devil ray), 4524 nucleotides long. RefSeq lists its product as uncharacterized. The coding region runs from base 103 to 2130 and encodes 675 amino acids. NCBI's taxonomy places the organism in Eukaryota, Metazoa, Chordata, Chondrichthyes, Myliobatiformes, Myliobatidae. The transcript is spliced from 16 exons. The record is from RefSeq and is a predicted model, not a curated record.
AGUUCACAGCACCACCUGUAGUGUGCAAGAGAGGAUCGAUGGGUUAAUCAACAAACAGCCUUGUUGGAGCCGCCACCGCUCCCGACUUGCCUCGCGGAAAACAUGGAAGCAAAUGUCUUUGGUGGAGAUUUAUUCGGAGUGGGCAAACAGCGUGGGCACAGCCGAUCGACAUCAUCAAAUCCAACUUCUUGUAAUUCCCCAAGAUUCCUGAUGAAUAAAACAAUGGACACAGACAGUGGAAUUCUGAGUUCCUGCAGCAAUAUGUCAAGUUCUGAAACGUAUAAUGUGGGUAAAGAAAUACUCUCAGCAGUUGAUCUGGAGGAUGUCCGUACAAUAGGUCGAUAUGACAGACAAUCUGAGAGGAAAGUCGCCUUAACAUUAUUGCAAUCUGAGAGCAGAAGAUGUACUCUGACCGAAUGUCUUCAAAGUGCCUGGUGUACGUUAAAGGAACAACGCGAACGUAUGUGCAAGAAGAGUAUGGAAGUGGUCAAUCAUAGUGCGGUAAUUGACAGCAUGAUCUUAAAGCAAAAGCUGUUGGAAACUAAGGUGGGACUGCUCCUCAAGGAGGAGGGGACCUCUCAUGGAGUCGGGCUGGAUGAAGCUCGAAGAGGGAGAGAACUCCAGAACAGGAUCUGGUGCUUGGAAGAGGAAAUUGAGCAUUUUAAUCAAAAAUUAGGACAACUGACCUCGAAGAGAAGAGAUCCCAAGCCUACAGUCUCCUGUUAUCUGAGGGAGGACAACAGCGAGCCUGAAGGACAACCACAAAACUAUUUGCAGACCUUAAGUGACUCUUUGGAGUGCCGACAGGAACAUUGGAACUUCAAAGAAAUGAGUGAAGGUGGAGAUCCGGCCAGUAAAACACAUGCAAAGGACCUCCGUGAACUGGCAUCUCGCCUUGUAGGUGCUGAGAAUGGGAAAGCAUCAUUGGAGAACCAAGUGUCAGAUCUACACACUCAGCUAUUCCAAACUAAAUGUGAGAGCUAUGGUCUGAAGAAACAAUGCCUGGAGUCAGAACUGCAAUUAACCGCAAAUCGAAAUAUAAAUGAAAGCCUUCUGUGGGAGAUAACAAGACUGAAACAAAGUUUGCAGGCUUUGGAACAACAAAUUGUAAACCUGCAGAGUGAAAAGACAACUUUAUCCUCUCAGCUGAAGACACUAGAAUCUGAACAGCAGCAGAUAUCUAAUGAGAAAGAGCUGUUAGUGGAAACACUGAAAGGAAUGAAGUGUCACAGAUGCAGUGAUUCCUUGUUACUGAAUCAAUUUGACGGCAGGGUGUCAGCAACAGACCUCCACAAUAUGCCCUCCAAAUCAUGUCCUCAGUGUAAAUUUCUUCCAAGGAAAGGAGAAUCAGCUAAGGAUGAUGUGUACAUUAAUGAAUGGGAACAAAUGGGCGAUGUUAAGGAGGAGGUGAGCGCGGUCAGUACCUCCAUCAAGGCCACUGGAGCAGAGCUGCAGGGGACUGACAUGGAAACAGAGCAACAACUGGGGAAUAUCAUAAUUUUCAAUCAAGAUCAGCAAGAAAAUGGGAAAGCAUGGAAAGAUUUGAGAUAUUCAGAUGAAGGGUUACAACAACCAGAUACAGAUCUGAUCAACACUCGGAACAACAUAAACCUGCAAGUUGAAGAACUUUUGGAAAAAAUAGAAGAUUUUAUGAAGCUAAAUCUGAAACUGGAGAAUGAUAUAGACCAGAUAUUGUGCAAGUUGAGAAAGCAGACAGCUGAAGCCAAGGGCCUUGAACUAUCCAAUGAACGGAACAGAAAGCAACUUUUACAUCUUCUGAGCAAAAACAUUGACCUCAGGCAUGAGAACCAGAUAAAGGCCAACCAGCUCACUGUUCUGAUCAUUGAACUUCACCACUUCAGAAAGGCUUAUCAGACACUUUCACAAAGCACAAAUUGUCCUGAAGACACCUUAUCUGCAGAAUGGAUAAACCGGCUGUGGUUAAUUAAGAACACUGUUAAAAAAAUUAAAACCCAGCAGCUGAAACUAAACCUCUUGAAAAAGGAAAAUGAGGAGUUAAUGGAAAAGACUGAGUUGGAAUCACUGCGAAAUAUGGAUGCAAAAUUACGAGCAUUAAAUGAGAGCACUCGAGCCAAGAUACAGAAGAUCUGUGAUCUAACUCCACUCUAACUUGUGGAGUGAGACUAACAGCAGAGAUCCAUGUAAGGAAAAAAUAGAGACACAUGAGGAAGACAAGAUAUGAAGAAAAAAGAGACUGGAGAUGUUGGAAUCUGGAACAACAACAUACCAUGAAAAAGCUCACUGAGCGAAUCAAGUGUAAAUCAACACUUCAGGUCAAGACCCUGCGUUAGGGCUGAUUGCGUCAACAGUGAAGACUAUUACAGUGAAGUAUUUAGCAGUCUUUUCUACAGCUAUGUACUGACAAUCUUCCCUAUUCCCUCUUAGUCCUCAUGAAUAAUCUCAACCUGAAACCUGAAAUGUCGACUUACAACUCUGCAGAUGCGACUUCACCACUGUGUUUUCAAUGUUUUGUUUGUUGUUGAUGAAAAAAGAUGUGUUGGUAAGAGUUCAGGGGUCGGGGGAGGUUUUCAGAGAUUGAGAAGCACAAGUAUCCAUUUUCCUUUAUCAGAGCAGAUUUUAAAAUGCCCAGUGAGAGAAAACUAUGGAAGAUAUUCUCCCACUGAGUCAGUAAACUGGUUUAAGUAUCGGGAUUAAUCCGAAAGACAGGAAUACUCGAGCACAGGCUCAACUUCAUAAGACACAGUAGGCUCCAGUACAGCAGCCAGUCCUGAGAAUGCUGGCAAACUGACAAAAUCUAUCAUGGUGCAGAAACUCUCUGGCAACACAUCGAGGAAGAAACUACUUUAGAAGCAGUCUGUGCUUUGAUUAAACAACUUUUCACAUCACUGACAAAUAUUCAAGUAACAAAUAUUAGCAAACAAAUAUAUUUGCGUUGUAGUAGUCAAUCAGCACUGAAGUCAGUCAUCAAGCGUGGUACUCAAACUGUCGUCUGCCUUUCAGCUGCUUCUACCAUUUAACCAGCUUUGGGUGGCAUCGUAAUGGUGCUGCUGGUAGGAUUCCUGCCUCAUAUGAGGGGCACACAUAAGGUGAAUGGGCACAGUCUUUUUCCUAGGUUAGGAGAGUCUAAAACUAGAGAACGUAGGUUUAAGAAGAGAGGGAAAAGGUUUAAAGAGAACCUGAGGGGCUGCAUUUUCAUAUAUGGUAUAUGGAACAAGCUGCCAGAGGACACGGUAGAGACAGGUAGAAUUACAAUGUUUAAAAGAUAUUUAAAGGAGUACAAUAUAUAGAUAGAAAGUGUUUAGAGCAAUAUUGGCCAAAUGCACUGAAAUUGGAAUAGCUCAAGUAGACAAAUAGGUUGGCAUGGAUGAGUUGGGCUGAAUGGCCUGUUUCCAUUCUGUAUUACUCUGUGACAACCCAGUGAGUGGGUUCAAUCCUACCCUCUGGCUCUGUCCAUAUGCAGUAUGCACAUUCUCCCCGUGACCAUAUUGGUUUCCCACAUUCCAAAUAUAAUCAGUUUGGAAGUUUAAUCGGCCACUGUAACUAACUCUGCUGUCUACACGAGUGUUGGAAUCUGGAGAAAGGGUUUUGAGUGGAAACGUGGGGUGAAUAAAAAAGAAUGUGAUUAGUUUGGAUGGGUGCUCGGUGUGGACUCAGUGGUUCUGGUUCUGCCUCUCUGAGAUUCUGGUUUUACCGCUUAGAGAAGAAUUUGUCUCUCUGAAAGUGGUCAAUGAGCCAUUUUCUGUGCUAUUCUCCUUCUAAGAAUGGCAACAGGUAUUGUGGUGCAGGUUUAACUUAUGCAUAUUACCGAGUAUUAGCCUUGUUUUCUGACCUUUUCAAUUGGCAGCCUGCGACGGAACACUGAAUCCCCUGCCUGCUUUAUCCUUAUACAGGCAUCUUGGCAGCUUCAUGACUGUAGAGCUCCUAGACACACUGUAUCUGCAUGUGCUUCAGUAUGUCACCUGUGCUAUUUUUGGUCUGGUGCUUUCUUUAAGCUUUAAAUCUGAUAACAAUGUACCAGAUCCCAUUCAUCCUGAAAUGAAGACUUUCCAAACAGGAAACCCUCUUAUAAGUGAAUUGUCCCGUUGUAACCACCCAUUAUUCUAAUACCCCAACUUUCCCAGUGAAUUUUAUCCCCUCAGUGCAUUCUUUUCUAAGCUUACACUUAUCAGUUAAAUUUAGAUGGAAGUUUAAAAGAGAAUAUGACUUAAAUGUACUUAAUUUUGCCCGGUAAAUUGUUGCAAAUAUGUUCAUCUUUAAUGGAAAUUAAUCAGGAUGAACCCUGCAGAAAGAUAUGUUCUGAUUUUAAAUAACAUAAUGUUCACUGAUUAUCUAAAUGUGCCAUUAGUACUGAGCUGCCUGAACUCAUGUGUAUGGUUACCAACAGUUCAAAUGUUCUUCCAAUAUGACCAAUAUGUUUAUAUUUUAUAAUUCAAAAAAUUUGUUUCAGAAUCAGAAUCAUGUUUAAUAUCACCAGCAUUUGUCAUGAAAUCUAUUUUUAUGCAGUGAUUGAGCAUUUUACAUGGAGGCACGACCACAGCAGGA